Messenger RNA from Megalops cyprinoides (Indo-Pacific tarpon), 732 nucleotides. RefSeq names its product O-acyl-ADP-ribose deacylase 1 (gene oard1). Lineage: Eukaryota; Metazoa; Chordata; Actinopteri; Elopiformes; Megalopidae. The coding region runs from base 98 to 712 and encodes 204 amino acids. The record is from RefSeq and is a predicted model, not a curated record. The transcript is spliced from 6 exons. Gene Ontology annotation, biological process: peptidyl-glutamate ADP-deribosylation.
GCGACGCUGUGGCGGUCCGUCCUGAAAAUGGGCAAACACAAAGUUCCGCAACAGGAAACAAGUGACAUAGUAGCUAGUUAAGAUACCUAACUUUGGUAUGAAUAUAAUCACUUCGAAAUCAAACCCCCACUGUUUGCCUGUAGUGUGCAUACCGAUGGAUACCGAAAAGGUGCAGGGUCAAACGGAAGAGAAAUACGAAGACAAAUUUACGAAGGAAGACCAUGGAACAGCUUGUAUGGGCUCCCAAUCUCCAUUCGGAACACCCUGUCCUCUGGCCCGUAAGGGGCAGGGCCUGCGCUAUGUGAAGGGCAAUCUCUUCUCCUGCCCUGCCGACGAGUCUCUGGCUCACUGUAUCAGUGAGGACUGCCGCAUGGGUGCUGGCAUCGCUGUGCUCUUCAAGAAGACCUUUGCCGGGGUGGACGAGCUGAAAGCGCAGCGGAAGACCCCUGGAGAGUGUGCGGUGCUGAGGAGAGGGCAGAGAUUCAUCUACUGUCUGAUCACCAAGAAGAAGGCCAGCCAGAAGCCUACAUAUGACACCCUGAGACAGAGCCUGCAAGCCAUGAAAACACACUGUCUGGAGAAUGGAGUCACCAGACUCUCCAUGCCAAGGAUUGGCUGUGGAUUGGAUCGUCUGACAUGGGGGAAAGUGUCUGUGAUGAUUGAGGAGGUCUUCCAAGACGCCAAUGUCAGUAUCACAGUGUAUACUCUAUGACACUAUUUGGAAGACUUGGA